AUGAAUUCAAACUUUGGGAGUGUCGAUUAUUUAUUGCAAAAUAAUCCUCUUAAAUCUCAAUCGAAAUCGGCCUUCGAUUUAUACGAAACCAAGAACCUGGCUUUGCAGGACAGAUGUAUAGACCUCACGACUUCUACCGCGUUGAACGUCCUCGACGGAACUUGCGGUCUCAGAGACAUACUCUUCUCCUGCUCUGAGUCGCGCAACUCCAUGGUUUCGGACGUUGACCCGCAGCUGAUCCUCAAGGUCUUCUUCAGAGAGCCCGUUUGCAUAAACUCCAUAACUCUCCGGGCCAACUCUAAACCCGAGAAUGUGGACGCCAGUCCCCCCAAGACAGUCCAGAUAUAUGGCAACAGAGGCGAGUUCGACUUCAGUGAAUCUGACUCUGUUGAGCCUGAUCAGGUGGUCGAGUUGAAGGGGUUUGGUCCUGAGGACAAGAUAAGCCUGAAGGGGACCAAAUUUACCCACGUCAAGAGUCUGCAGAUAUUCAUCGUAGAUAACACUGAUGACACUGAUCAGACGUUUUUAAACGAGCUGGUAAUUUGGGGAAACGUUCACCCUAACUACAAAUAA
Theileria orientalis strain Shintoku is the source of this 573-nucleotide messenger RNA. RefSeq lists its product as uncharacterized. The record is from RefSeq and is a predicted model, not a curated record. The transcript is spliced from 2 exons. Bases 1 to 573 code for a protein of 190 amino acids. Lineage: Eukaryota; Apicomplexa; Aconoidasida; Piroplasmida; Theileriidae.